AUGGCCCCGUCAGCCACACUCGACAGUGCCUACAGCACAUCCAACGGAGUGCACGAGGAUUCGAGAGCUUCUUCAAACGGAUACACUAAUGGACAUACAAACGGACACAGCAAUGGCUUCACCAACGGUUCAGCACAUGCCAACGGCAACUCCCACCCGAAUGGCCACGAUGCUCAACCUUUCGGACAGACAAAUGGCCGCCGGGUUGGUCAGCCCAAUGGCUUCGCCAAUGGACACACCAAUGGUGUAAACGGCAGCCACACUCCAUCACCCAAAGAAAAGGCAGAGCCUAUCGCCAUAGUGGGCAUGUCUUGCCGGUUACCAGGCAGUGUAGCAAGCCCAGCAGAGUUCUGGGAGCUUUGUGCCCGGGCUCGAAGUGGUUACUCUGAAAUACCUAAGGAACGAUUCAACACUGCUAGUUUCUACCACCCUAAUCCUGGCAAGGCCGGAUCUCACAACCCUGUGGGCGGCCAUUUUCUCAACACCGACCUCACGGCAUUCGACGCCCCCUUCUUCAGUUUGACCGAGAAAGAGGCGAUCUCCCUAGACCCGCAGCAACGCUUGCUUCUAGAGUGCACUUUCGAGGCGCUCGAGAAUGCCGGCAUCCCCAAACACACAAUCAUUGGCAAGGACGUCGGAGUUUUCGUGGGCGGAUCAUUCCCAGAAUACGAGUCAAACCUCUUCAGAGACACGGACACGAUUCCCAUGCAUCAAGCUACAGGUUGCGCGUACGCUAUGCAAUCCAACAGAAUAUCACAUUUCUUCGACCUGCGGGGUCCUAGUUUUACUACGGACACGGCUUGCUCCUCAAGUUUGGUCGCACUGCAUGUUGCUUGCCAGAGCUUACGCACCGGUGAAUCAAACAUGGCUAUCGUCGGUGGCUGCCACUUGAACAUGCUCCCCGAAUUUUGGAUUUCUUUCUCUAAAUCACGCCUGUUUUCGGAUUCCGGUCGAUCUUUUUCCUUUGACAAUAGAGGUACAGGUUUUGGCCGCGGAGAAGGAUGUGGUAUGGUAAUUCUCAAGCCUCUUUCCCAGGCCCGCAGGGAUAACGACCAAAUUCGGGCGAUCAUUGUCGGAAGUGGCAUCAACCAGGAUGGAAAAACGCCUGGUAUCACAAUGCCGUCGGGCGAGGCGCAAGAAAUAUUAAUGCGUCAGGUAUAUACCAAUGCCGGUCUUAACCCCUCGGAUUGUGGCUUUGUGGAAGCACAUGGUACGGGAACACGCGUGGGAGACCCGAUUGAAGCCACUGCAAUUCGCAACGUAUUGGGUAAUGGCCGAACGCCAAGAGAUCCCCUUUACAUUGGUUCGGUUAAGUCGAAUAUCGGUCAUCUUGAGGGCGCCUCCGGAAUCAUCGCAGUUAUUAAGUCCGCUCUCAUGUUAGAUCGAGGCUUUAUUCUACCCAACCACGACUUCAAGUACCCGAAUGAGAAAAUUCCGUGGAAGGAAUGGAACCUAAAGGUACCGGUUAACCAACGCCCGUGGCCCCGUAACAAGAAGUACAUCAGCGUUAACAACUUUGGCUUUGGCGGUACCAAUGCCCAUGUUGUUCUCGAGAAGGUUCCUUUCACUCAACGAGGACCUAAGAACGAUGCCGACCUUAAGAAUGAUAAUCCGGGACGAAAGUUGUUCGCCAUCACUGCAAAUGAUAAGAACGCAUUGGAGGCCGUCUUGAAGGGCCUCGUUAUCUAUUUGGAACAGAGGCCUGAGAUGUUCCAAAAAGAUUUGAUGGCGGAUGUAGCUUACACCCUCGGCCAACGACGAUCUCAUCUUCAAUGGAGGGUUGCCGUUCCUGCACUCAGAUCAUUUGACUUGAUUGAAGCCAUCAACGGUCAGCGACUACAGCCUGGAAAGGAAGUAGACCCGCUGAGGAUUGGUUUCAUCUUCACUGGCCAAGGUGCUCAAUGGUAUGGUAUGGGACGUGAGCUCUACGAUCAGUACCCUGUCUUCUCCCAGGCUAUUGACUAUGCCGAUGAAUGCUUAAAGGCUUUGGGUGCAUCUUGGUCGUUAGUUGAGGAGUUGAGCAAGGAUGAGAAGACUUCAGCUGUCGGCGCUGCCCACAUCAGUCAACCUUCGUGCACAGCCAUUCAAUUAGCACUAGUUGAUCUCAUGCGAUCAUGGGGUAUAAAACCAACUGCCGUCGCCGGCCACUCCAGUGGAGAAAUUGGUGCCGCAUACGCUGCUGGCAUCCUGACCUUCGAGUCUUGUGUCUCUAUCGCCUACCAUCGAGGUCGUCUCAUCCCUGUUCUAAAGGAGAAAUACCCCGACCUUAAGGGCUCCAUGAUGGCUGUCGGAGGCAGCAAAGAGGAGUUCGAGCCACUACUGGCAGAACUCAAGGAAGGAGAAGUUAAGAUCGCUUGCUAUAACAGUCCCAGCAGUCUUACCAUCUCUGGUGACGAGGCUGGCAUCGAUGAGUUGAAGAAGCUCGUCGAGGAGAAACAGUUGUUCAACAGGAAACUGUUUGUGGACACUGCUUACCACUCUCACCACAUGAACCUCCUUGCCAAGGAGUACCAGGCCUCGAUUGACUCACUCGAGGGUCCUAUCUCAACCGACGUCAGAUUCCACUCCUCACUUCUUGGCAAGCGCAUCGACGGUACCGAGCUUGAAUCAUCAUACUGGGUUCAGAACCUCACAUGCCCUGUCCGAUUUAACGAGGCAGUUCAGACUAUGCUUCAGCCCAUUGAUGACCACCGAACUGGUGUUAACAUGCUUCUUGAGCUUGGUCCCCACUCCGCCCUCCAAGGACCUAUUAAGCAAAUUCUUAAGGAAGUUGGCGGCGAUGCGGCUAAGAUCCCGUACGCAUCUGCCCUCGCCCGUAAGAAGGAUGCCGUCGAGACCGCCUUAGAUGUCGCUGCCACCCUAUUCGCUAAGGGUGCACCAAUCGACUUCAAGGCCGUCAACUUCCCCAAGGAAGGCAAAGCACCAAUGGUCCUGAGCGAUAUACCCCGAUACCCCUGGAACUAUUCGUCUAAGUACUGGCAUGAAUCUCGCAUGACCCAACUGCACAAGAACAGGACAGCACCACGUAAUGAUAUUCUCGGUACUCUUGCCAAUUACUCCAAUGACUUAGAGCCUACAUGGAGAAACAUCGUCCGCUUGGACGACCUUCCUUGGCUUACGCACCACAAGGUCCAAUCCCUCACCAUCUUCCCCAUGUCUGGAUACGUAUCAAUGGCUGUUGAGGCUGCUUCUCAGCGAGCUAUCACUACCAACACGAACUUCGACAAGUUCGAGCUUCGCGAUGUUUCCGUCAUUGCUCCUCUAGUUAUCCCUGACGAAGAUGUGGAGAUGACGACAAGCCUUCGCCCACACCAAGAGGGCACGCUAGUCUCCUCCGAAGUAUGGGACGAAUUCCGCAUCUGCUCGUGGACCAAGAGCAAGGGCUGGAAAGAGCACUGCAAGGGUUUAAUUGCCGUCACUGCUCAUGAGUCCAACGGUGUUGACGAUGCCAGACAAAGCCUAGCUUCGCGGAUCCACCUGCAAUCGACGAUUGCUGAGAUCAACGCUGCUGCGACUUCGCCUAUUGCCAUGGAGAAGCUUUACGAUGACCUCUCUGAGGUUGGCGUCUCCUACGGUCCUACCUUCCAGGGAGUCAGCAAUUGCCAGGCCUCUAACACCUGCUCGCAAGCUGAUCUACUUGUUCCCGAUAUCUCUAAGGAGAUGCCCAACCAUUAUGUUACCGACACCGUCAUUCAACCUUCUUUCCUCGAAUCCCUCAUUUCUAUGUACUGGCCCAUUGCCAGCUCCGGAAAGGAAUCCCCGGACACUAUCUACCUACCUUCUUCGGUGACAAGCAUCUCUAUAUCCAGGGACAUUGUCGAACUCAGUAAGAACCCUGGAAAGGCAUUCCGAGCUUACUGCCUGGGCUCCCUCCCGGCCGACAGCCCGAGACCUACUAAGCUGAGCAUGUUUGCGACAUCAGAGGCGAACAUUUCUGAGCCCCUCAUCAAACUUGAUGACUUAACUGUCGCUCCAAUUCUAGACCGUGACGCCCAGGGUGACCAAGAUUCCCACCGUGAGCUCUGCUAUAAGCUCGAUUGGGAGCCCAUCCUUGACCCGGUCAAUGUAGAAUCUGACAGCGCCUCAUCGGAAUGGGUACCUGUCGGUGACCUCGAACUUCCCGACACAGACAUUGAAAUUGUGUACGGAGAGGGUAGCCUGCAAACUCAGGUCGCCUUCAGCCUAGCUGAGGCCCUACAGCGCAUCACUGGCAAGCUGCCUAACACUAGCUCCCUUUUUGAGGCGCAAGCUCAAGAUAAGUUGCUUAUCUUCCUGUCUGAAAUUGACAAACCACUCUUGUCUCACUUGAAGGCAGAUGAGUUUGAGGCCUUGCAGAAGAUGCUCACAACAGUACAAGGUGCUCUGUGGGUUGUCCGCGGCGCAUAUGACCAGUCCACAUCCCCAGACCUCAACAUGAUCCUUGGUGUUAGCCGUACCAUCCGCUCCGAGACCUUACUACCUUUCUCCACCUUAGACUUGGACGGUCGCAACCAGCUCUCUAAUGAGCAAAUCUCUGAGGCGGUCCUCAAGGUAUUCACCUCUGUAUUCGGCAAGAGCAGCGCCUUGAACGGCGAGCUUGAGUUCAUGGAGAGAGACGGCAAGUUCCUCACCCCACGCAUCAUCAACGACCCCGAGAUGAACGAAAUCGUUCACCGGGAGACCAAGCCCUCAGCCCUUCAGCCCACGCCAUUCGGCGAGACUGACCGACACCUUAAGAUGGCCAUCACAGAUGCUGGUGCCCUUGACACACUGCACUUCAUCGAUGACUUAGUCGCUGAAGCCCCUCUUAACGGAGAGGACAUCGAGAUCAAGGUCCACGCCAUCGGUGUUAACCACAGGGAUCUCACAGCCGCUCAUGGUAAACUUGCAUCGCAUGACUUCGGUGUAGAAGCCAGUGGUGUCGUUACUGCCAUUGGCAAGGACGUCAAGAACAUCGGGGUUGGGGACCGGGUUGCUGCUAUUACCAAGGCUGCAUUUGCCACAGCAACUCGCACAAAGGCCACCUUCGCCUUCAAGCUCCCGCGUGACAUGCAGUUCGAAGAAGGUGUUACUCUUCCCCUAGCCUAUGCUACUGCAUACUACUCGCUUGUUGAACUUGGUCGUCUUAGCGAAGAGGAGACCGUGCUCAUCCACGCCGCCGCUGGUGCAGUAGGUCAAGCUGCUAUCUCCCUCGCUCAGAUGAUCGGAGCAAAGGUAUUUGCGACCGUAGGCAGCACUGAGAAGAAGGAGUUCCUCAUCAAGGAGUAUGGUCUCUCUGAGGACCGCAUUUUCUACAGCCGGAACCUAUCCUUCGGUAAUGCUGUGCGCCAGGCCACCAACAAUCUUGGCGUUGAUGUUGUACUUAACUGCCUCACUGGAGACGGUCUUCGAGAAAGCUGGAGCUCCCUUAACAAGUUCGGUCGCUUGAUCGACAUUGGCGCACGAGACACCAACACCAGCACACGUCUCGAGAUGACCCAAUUUGAGCACAACGCCAGUUUCAUGACCGUGGAUAUCAUGGCCAUCGCCGCCGAGCGACCUAAGCUUCUGCAAAGGCUGCUCUCCGACGUUGCUAAGCUAAUGCGGUAUGGCAAGAUCCGCCCGAUCUCGCCCGUCACCGUGUUCCCCAUAUCCGAGGUGGAGUCCGCAUUCAAGACGCUGCACGGUGCCAAGGCCCACGGAAAACUGGUUGUGAUACCACACGCGCACGACGUUGUUAAGGCCACACCUCCCCGUAAGCCGGCUCAAUUGCUCAAGUCCGAUGCCACGUAUAUCCUUAUUGGUGGUACAGGUGGUCUUGGCCGAAGCAUGUCUCGGUGGAUGGUAAGCCGAGGGGCACGCCACCUGGUUCUAGUUUCCCGAAGCGGUAGUGCAACGGGUAAGGUCCAGGAACUGAUUGAAGAGGCUUCUGCUGUUGGUGCUGAGAUUGUUGUCCGCCGCGCUGACGUUGCCAACGCUUCCUCUGUUGAGGAAUUGAUUAGGCAUGGUCUAGAGGGUCUACCCCCUGUCAGGGGUGUGAUCCACGGUGCUAUGGUUCUUCGCGAUGUCUUGUUUGAGAAGAUGACCUACGAGCAGUACACCACUGUCAUCGAGUCCAAGGUACAGGGUGCCUGGAACUUCCACAACUCCCUUACCGGCGCCCCUCUUGACUUCUUCGUCGCCAUCUCAUCCGUCGCCGGUGCUGUCGGUAACAGAGGCCAAGCUGCCUAUGCAGCCGCCAACUGUUUCCUCAAUGCCUUUGUUCAGUACCGUCUCGCACAAGGUCUUCCUGCCUCCUCCUUGGACUUGACUGCCAUUUCUGAUUCUGGAUACCUCGCCGAGGAUCUUGAGAAGGCCGCCGAGGUCGCCAAGAACUUGGGUAGUGACACCAUCUGUGAAGCUGAAGUACUUGCCCUUCUCGGCACUGCUAUCAGCGGGCGCCUCGCCACUGUGUGCAACAACCACACCAUCACGGGUAUGCGCAUCACACCAACCAUGCAACCCUUCUGGAGCUCCGAUGCCAAGAGCAAGCAUCUCCGUGAAGCUAUGGAGGCUGCUGCUGCCGCAGAUGCCGCAACCAAUGGCAGCGCUAAGGCCAUCUCCUACAACGCUGCCGUCAAGGCGGCUAAGACCCUCGAGGAGGCCGAGGCUGUUGUCUGCGACGGUCUUGUUCACAAGUUGGCCGCCGUCAUGAUGAUGGAGCUCGAAGACCUUGAUGUGACACGCUCACUAUCACACUACCCUCUGGACUCUCUCGUUGCCAUCGAGAUCCGUAACUUCAUCACCCGUGAGUUCGAAGCCACACUCCAAGUACUUGAGCUUCUAUCCAGCGGUUCCAUCCAGACCCUAUCCAAGGCAGUCUGCGUCAAGAGCAAGUUAGUCAACUUUUAA
Hypoxylon trugodes is the source of this 6849-nucleotide messenger RNA. Its product is annotated as ketoacyl-synt-domain-containing protein. The coding region runs from base 1 to 6849 and encodes 2282 amino acids. NCBI's taxonomy places the organism in Eukaryota, Fungi, Ascomycota, Sordariomycetes, Xylariales, Hypoxylaceae. The transcript has 6 exons. The record is from RefSeq and is a predicted model, not a curated record. Gene Ontology annotation, molecular function: oxidoreductase activity; fatty acid synthase activity; phosphopantetheine binding. Gene Ontology annotation, biological process: secondary metabolite biosynthetic process; fatty acid biosynthetic process.